Molecule: messenger RNA, 1989 nt
Organism: Dovyalis caffra
Lineage: Eukaryota; Viridiplantae; Streptophyta; Magnoliopsida; Malpighiales; Salicaceae
Source: the annotation of a GenBank genome assembly
AUGGAUACUUACGAGAUAACUAACAUACUGUUAACGAAACUCAAGAGUUUAGAUCCAGAAAACGCCUCUAGAAUUAUGGGUUUUAUUCUCAUACAAGACCCUACUGAUAAAGAUUUGUUAUGCUUAGCCUUUGGCCCUGAAACCCUUUUGCAAAAUGUAGUCUUUAAGGCUAAAAUCCACUUUGGACUUUAUACAAACACGUUAUCUACACCCUCUUCCCCGUCGCCGCUCAAUCCCAUAGCAAGGCCUUGUAAUAACACUAAACCUUUUUCACAAUCCUCUCCUAGAAUCACAAAUAAUGGUUCAUUUCUUGAUUAUGCAAAAAACACGCCUCCAAAUCCUUGGCCUGGUCAUGGGUUGCCAAGUAAUAGUAACAGUAACACUUCAAUUAGCCCAAAGUCCAGUCCUUUUUUGUCCUAUGAUAAUAUACGUUCUGGUUCUGUUUUAGUGCCUCCAUUCUCGAGCAACGGUGGCAAUGGCGGUGGUGAUAGUAGCAAUAAUGGUGUUGACUUUCCUGAUGAGUAUCAGUUAGAUGAUUAUCUUUCGUUUCUUGAUGACCCCUCUUCAAAAAAUGAGGACUUUAUGGACCAAAGGGUUCAAUCUGGUGGUUAUCUGGUUGCUAAUGGAGAUAGCCACUUGCAUAGAAGGAGGUUUUCAGAGAGUGAUGCGUGUUUUGGUGCUGAAGAUGGGGGUUUUAGUCUUGGUUAUAGGCCUUGUCUGUAUUUUGCUAGAGGGUUUUGCAAGAAUGGAGAAAGUUGCAAGUUUGCUCAUGGUGGUGAAAAUAUGGUUGAGGUUAAUGAUGGUGGUGUUCUUGUGGGUUCACCAAGGGAAAUGGAGGAAUUUUAUCUGCAGAAGCAAGAUGAGAUUAUGAGAAUGAAGGCUGCACAGCAACAGCAGCAGCAAAGGUUAGCUUAUAACAAGUACAUGAAUUUUCUGUUGCAGCAACAGAAUGAAGCGGAGAGAUUGGGUGCAGCAGCAGCUAUGGUGGGUGAUGAAUUUUACAAGCUUGGCCGGUUCCGUAAUGGAAGAAAUGACUUUUUUGCUACGGGAAUGGCUGAAAAGGCAAAUUCGGCAUCCAGACAGAUAUACUUGACAUUCCCAGCUGACAGCUCUUUCAAAGAUGAAGAUGUUUCAAAUUAUUUCAGUUCUUUUGGACCUGUUCAAGAUGUCAGGAUUCCAUAUCAGCAGAAGCGAAUGUUUGGAUUUGUUACUUUUGUUCACCCAGAGACUGUGAAGGAAAUAUUGGCAAAGGGAAACCCUCAUUAUAUCUGUGAGUCACGUGUGCUUGUCAAGCCAUACAAGGAGAAAGGAAAAGUAGCAAACAAGACGCAACAGUUCCUGGAGAGGGGAAAUUUUUCACCUACUUCAAGCCCUUCAGGUUUUGAUCCUAGAGAGCUAUGUGAUCUUCACCUGGGACCAAGAAUGCUUCACAAUACACCAGAAAUGAUGCUGAGAAGGAAAUUGGAGGAGCAGGCAGAGCUGCACCAAGCUAUUGAACUUCAGGGGAGAAGGUUAAUUAAUCUGCAACUUCCAGACUUGAGAGGAGAUUAUGUACAUCGUCACCAGCGUAGUCUGUCUGUUGGCGCUCCUAAUUCCCUGCCCACUCAUCAUACUCCCAUCGAUCAAACUGAUAUUCUUAGCUCUGAUGGCAAGAAUGGGAUAGCAUUAGAAGGUGCCACUAAAUCUAUUAUUGCUGCUGUUGAACAGAAUCUUCAGGAUGAAGUGAAUGCAGCAGCUUGGAUUCAGAACAAUGACACUGUUAGUUGCAAGGUGGAGAGCUUCACUGAAAGGUAUCGAAUUGCAGAUUCAAGAAGCCAUGGAAGCAACCUGGAAAAUGAAAGCCUGACAAAAUCAUCUCAGAAUCAUCAUCCUGACAUGUCCCCUUCUCGGGCCGAAGUUAAAGAAAGCAAGGAGUUAUCCGUCUCUUCAUGUUUUGAAAAUGAUGUGUCAGUGCCCACCACUGCUACCAGCGUAGAGGCGUCUCAUUGA